AUAGCUCACUCUACUUACUCAACUCACUAUUAUUCAUAAAGAGUUUAACUUAGUUUAAGAUCUAAAUGCAGCCUUAAUCAAUUUCCUAAUUGGCGCAAAAACCCAAAUAUGGAUCUCCGAAUAAUUCUCUCUCUCUCACACACACACACACACAAAGACAACUUCCUACCAUCAACCGAACAUUCCCAAAGUCUUCCAAGUUCCUAACUAACCUCUUAGGAACAUAUGCAAGAACCCAAUUCACUUGACAUGACCAACCAAAAUACCCAACAACCAUGAUUCACGAAUCCUUCAUUAUAAGAAGGCUCAUUUUCCUUGGCAUUCCCAAGUAACUAUUUAUUAUAACGCCCCCACAAGCUCUUCAAAACUAAACAGAACUUAGUGUUCGACUCUCCUCCCACCCCACCCUUAUAAGAAAAAAUGUCCUUGGUAGCAGAAGCACCGGGUUACCUUCAAGUCUUCUCUGAUGGAUCUGUGGAACGAUUUGCCCCUGAGAUUGUUCCAGCCUCACUAGAAUCAACUAACGGAUAUACGUCUAAAGAUGUGAUUAUUGACUCAUCAAAGCCAGUCACCGGAAGGUUAUUUCUUCCGAGUAUAGCAAGCACUGGGUCCAUAAAUAAGCUUCCUGUUAUUGUUUACUUUCAUGGUGGUGGCUUUUGCAUUGGCUCCACCACAUGGGCUGGCUACCAUCAUUUCUUGGGAGAUCUGUCCGCCACCUCCCAAUCCAUCGUUCUCUCUGUUGAUUACCGUCUAGCUCCCGAAAAUGGUCUCCCCAUAGCAUAUGAAGAUUGUUAUAGCUCUCUGGAUUGGCUUGUUAGCCAAGUAGGAUCUGAACCAUGGCUUGAGCAGGCUGACCUUUCCCGUACGUUUCUGUCUGGGGAUAGUGCUGGAGGAAACAUUGUGCACCAUGUUGCUAUCAAAUCCAUUCAGAACAACAGCUGUCGUAUUAUAAAGAUUAAGGGAUUAUUGCCAAUACAUCCUUAUUUUGGCAGUGAGCAGAGGACUGAGAAAGAGAAGGAUGAAGGAGCAGCAGGAGAGGUUGCAAGCAAUGACAUGUUUUGGAGACUAAGUAUACCAGAAGGCUUGAACCGUGAUUAUUAUGGUUGUAAUUUUCAGAAGGCUGAAUUAUCCGCAGCUGAAUGGAGCCAGUUUCCUUCUGUUGUAGUAUUCGUGGCUGGCUUGGAUUUCUUGAAGGAAAGGGGAGUAAUGUAUGCAGAAUUUCUGCGGACUAAAGGGGUUAAAAUGACAAGGCUAGUGGAGACUGAGGGAGAGUCGCAUGUAUUUCAUGUGUUUUAUCCCAAGUCCGAGGCAACCAGCCUGCUCCAACAACAAAUGAUUGAGUUCAUGAAGAGCUCUUAACCUUCAAAAUCAUCUGAAAAUAAUUCUAGUCUUAUUGUAAGCCAGUAAUCGUAAGGACAAUGGUCUUUGGAGUGCUGAAUAAAUCAAAAGGCAAUUUAAGCAAUGCUUGGCAAAGAAAAAUCCCAGUCAAUUUUGGAUCCAAAUCAAACUGAACAACUUU
This is a messenger RNA of Juglans regia (Persian walnut), 1519 nucleotides long. Its product is annotated as probable carboxylesterase 17. NCBI's taxonomy places the organism in Eukaryota, Viridiplantae, Streptophyta, Magnoliopsida, Fagales, Juglandaceae. Gene Ontology annotation, molecular function: hydrolase activity. The record is from RefSeq and is a predicted model, not a curated record. The coding region runs from base 421 to 1359 and encodes 312 amino acids. The transcript has a single exon.